AUGGAUGUCAUGCUUUCAGCCAUCGAUGGAGCAGACAUUGCUGGCUUUGAUGCUGAUACCAUCAUCAAAGCAACAUGUUUGGCUAUGAUUUAUGGAGGGAGUGACACAACCAGGGUGACCCUGACGUGGACACUCUCUUUGCUUUUGAACAACUGCCAAAGUUUGAAGAAAGUUUAUGAAGAACUUGACCAGCAUGUUGGCAAAGGAAGACAGCUGAAUGAGGAAUUCACAGAGGACUGUACUGUAAGAGGGUACCAUGUUCCAAAAGGCACGUGGCUGUUAGUGAACCUGUGGAAGAUCCAAACUGACCCACGGGUUUGGGCCGACCCGAUGGAGGUCAAGCCAGAGAGAUUUCUGACCACCCAUAAGGAUAUUGAUGUUCGGGGUCAGCAAUUUGAGCUCACGCCGUUUGGUAGUGGUAGAAGAGCAUGCCCUGGGAUAAAUCUUGGCCUUCAAACAACGCUUUUAACUUUGGCUAGUUUUCUUCAUUGGUUUGAUGUCACGACCUGA
Molecule: messenger RNA, 510 nt
Organism: Prunus armeniaca (apricot)
Lineage: Eukaryota; Viridiplantae; Streptophyta; Magnoliopsida; Rosales; Rosaceae
Source: the annotation of a GenBank genome assembly